GUCUAUGGUUUAACGAACGGAUACAACUAAAAUGUCUGAUGAAGUGUCGUUGCAAACUUACAUGUGGUAUUGAAUUUCAUGUAUUUAUAACAAAGUGUAUUGUUGAAUUGUUCAUGUUUCGAAAUAUUUCAGUAUCAUCAAUGUGCCUAUGUGAUAAAUUCACGAUCAAACAAAUACGCUCUUAAGUCUAAAGUAAUGCACAACGUGAUAACGUGGUAAAAAAGUCUUAUAAAGUGAUUUCGAGGAAAAUGGAUUUCAGUGAUGUGAUAUCCGUUGCACAGAAGAACAAAACCCAGAAACAGGCUGUUCCAUGCUAUCAAACAAAAUUUACACCAAUAAAAAAACAGGUUAAACAACCGAAAAAUUUAUCUGCAGAUAUUAAAAAGUUUGUAGCUCGAAAAAAAGAAGAGGAGAAACAGAAGGCCUUGGAAGAGAAAAGAAAAAAAGAGAAUCUUUUCGCUUUACGAGAUCGUAAGGCUCAAAGUCGGAUAAAUAAACACUUGAAAGUAUGUAAAUCAGCAAAUAAAUCGGUGCUUGCAGAUGCAAUUGAUAAUGAAAAUACAGCUAUUACUAUAGCAGGUCCAUCUCAGCCAGACGAAGAUGAUUAUGGAUAUGUAUCACAAGAAGCUGUUGCACUUUACGAUCAGUUUAUGAAUAAAUAUAAUAAACUACCUCCAGAGAAACCUAUAUUUAGCAACACUGAAAAAAGAUCAAUAAAUGAUAUUGCAUCUACAAAGGAUAGGCUAAAGCAAGCUUUUAAACAACAAGAACUUAGUGGGACUGAUGGACAUAGGCGAAAAAGAAAAACAAUUUCUUCGGAUGUAAGGGAGCCUGAAGCAGAUGAAAAAACAGAAGUAAACAAAAUCAAAGAAGAAGAGAAGGACGAGAAGCCGAAACUGAAAAAGAAGUCACUACCGCCGCCUAUAGGUUACGCAGAACUGAUAAAACUAGCGGAGAAAAAACAACAUGAACCGGUGAUCAUAGAAGUUAAACCAAAAGAUGAAGAAUUAAGGCCAAUGACAAAGCGUCAACAACAAGAAUAUAUAAGAGAAAAAGAAAGAAAAGAACAACGUGAGAAAAAUUCAGAGACAAUUAAAAAAUCGAGCAUUGUAAAUGCACCUAGUAGACCUGCUAAAAUACAGUCGAAUAAAAUUCUAAAAACUAGUGAGAAACCUAUAACACCAAACUCAAUACCGGAUAAAAGUAUUCUGAGAACUGCGUUAACUACUCCUAAAAAAGUUAAUAACAAAUUCAACGAUAAACAUAACUCAGAGAAAACUGAUUCAAGCAAAUGUCCAUCUAAGGAUGAAUUAUUAGAAGAAAAGAAGAAAUUAGAAGCCGAGAGAAGACAAUUGGAAAAAAUGCGUCGUAUUAUCGAAGAAGAAAAAAAGAAAUUGACGCAAAGUCGAAAUAAGCAGGAGGAUGUGAAAUGCCAAACAAAGUUUUCUAAUAAAGUACCAUCGAAACCUAAAGUCGCGGAUAAACAGAUAUCAUACAAAGAUGUUAAAUCAUUUGCUGAUUUAAAGUUACAAUCAUCGUUAACUAAUGAUAAACCGAAGCAAUUUCCACCGUCUGAUGUUAGGCUCAUAAAACAUAAGCAGAAUGUUAAAAAAUCUGCACUUAAUAAACGACGCAUAUAUGACGAUUGUGAAGAUUAUGAUUCAGACAUUAAUGAUUUCAUAGAUGAUGGACCGGAAGAAGACAAUGAAGAUUAUAGUAAACACAUCAGCGAAAUCUUUGGUUAUGAUAAAAGUAAAUAUAGGCAGGUUGAUGAUGAGGAUGAUAUUGCUAUGGAGAGUAAUUUUGCGCAGCAACUUAAAGAAGAAUAUGUAUCUACGAAAAUAGGGAUUAUGGAAGAUUUAGAAGAUAUGCGUAUAGAAGCAUUGGAGAAGAAGAAAAAAGAAGAAAAAAGAAGUUUUUUAAAAAAGAAGAUGAGAAAAUAAUAACAUUGAUUCUAACUUUUGUUUAUCUGAUUCUUAUUGAUUCUUAUUGUUAAAAGAAUACAUACAUUUGUUUAAAAAAAUAAUUAAAUUUUUCUAUUAUAUAGAUAAUAAAUAAGAAAUUUAUGUUACAUAUUCUUUAUUAUAUAUUCAGGUUGUUUAACACAUCUCGAUCGCUCGCGUGCAGACAGAAUUCAUUUAACUAAAUAGGAAUGUCUUUUAUUACUUUGUAAAAAACCAUGAUAAUUAUCGAGAUAUUGGUUAAAAGAGACUCGCAAGUUAGUGCGAAGAUAUAUGUUGUGUUGAAUAACCUGUAUAGAGUAUAUACAUAUAUAGUAAUACAAAAAAUAUAUAAAUUAUAAUUUAAUACACACAGGCUGUUUUAUAACUACUAAUAUAAAUAGGAGAGCAGGAGAGGACGGGGGUGAUACUACAUGAAACCAUGAUAAUUAUCGAGAUAUUGGUUAAAAGAGACUCGCAAGUUAGUGCGAAGAUAUAUAUUGUGUUGAAUAACCUGUAUAGAGUAUAUACAUAUAUAGUAAUACAAAAAAUAUAUAAAUUAUUGGGUGUACAACUUAA
This is a messenger RNA of Odontomachus brunneus, 2519 nucleotides long. Its product is annotated as protein SPT2 homolog. The coding region runs from base 249 to 1943 and encodes 564 amino acids. NCBI's taxonomy places the organism in Eukaryota, Metazoa, Arthropoda, Insecta, Hymenoptera, Formicidae. Gene Ontology annotation, biological process: nucleosome assembly; regulation of DNA-templated transcription. The transcript is spliced from 7 exons. Gene Ontology annotation, cellular component: nucleolus. The record is from RefSeq and is a predicted model, not a curated record. Gene Ontology annotation, molecular function: DNA binding; histone binding.